This is a messenger RNA of Purpureocillium lilacinum, 1692 nucleotides long. RefSeq lists its product as uncharacterized. Gene Ontology annotation, cellular component: membrane. NCBI's taxonomy places the organism in Eukaryota, Fungi, Ascomycota, Sordariomycetes, Hypocreales, Ophiocordycipitaceae. The record is from RefSeq and is a predicted model, not a curated record. Gene Ontology annotation, molecular function: amino acid transmembrane transporter activity. Gene Ontology annotation, biological process: amino acid transmembrane transport.
AUGUUCGGACGCCGGAAAAGCGACGGGGGCGGAGGCAAGCUGGCCGGUGACCCGCAUCCGGCAGACAGCUCGGCCGGAGGCUACGACGACGAGGCCGCCCGCUAUGGCGCCUACGGUGACGCGCCCGAGUUCGUGCCAAGCGACGGCAGCACCAUGGACCCCGACUCUGGCGUGAAGCGCGGCCUGAAAAAUCGCCAUCUCUCCAUGAUGGCCCUGGCCGGCAUCAUUGGUCCCGGCUUGCUGGUCGGCGCCGGCGGUGCGUUGCAAAAUGGCGGUCCCGCGUCGCUGCUCAUUGGUUUUGGUGUCAUUGGUAUCAUCGCUUUUGCCAUCAUGCAGUCUCUCGGUGAAAUUACCACAAUCUUCCCCGGUGGUGGCUCAUUCGUCUCACUCGCCGAGCGCAUGGUCGACAAAUCCUUUUCCGUGGCCGUGGGAUGGAACUACUUCAUCAUUUGGGCCGCGGUCCUCGCCAACGAGUACAACGUCAUAUGCAGCAUCCUCACCUACUGGGUCCCCCAGGUCCCGCUCUGGGGCUGGUUCCUCAUCCUGUGGACCAUCUUCUUCGGCUUUCAGCUUCUCGGCGUUGAGGCAUUCGGAGAGGCCGAGUUUUGGCUCGCUCUCCUCAAGCUCCUGGGACUGACCGCCUACUUCAUCUUCGCCAUCAUUUACGCGGCGGGCGGCCUUGUCGGCCAGAAGGAGGCACUCGGCUUUCGCUAUUGGCACGAUCCCGGCCCGUUCAACGGAAACGGCUUCAAGGGUGUCGCGCAAGUCUUUGUCUUCACCAGCACGUUCUACGCUGGCGUGGAGUCAGUCGCCGUCGCCGCCACCGAGACGAGAAACCCAGGUGUCGCCGUGCCCCAGGCCAUUCGUCAGGUGUUUUGGCGCAUCAUCUUCGUGUACAUGGGAUCCGCCCUCUUCUUUGGCAUCACCUGCCCCGCGAACGCCGAUGGUCUUGUCAACGGAGGAUCCAAGGCGCUGAAGAGCCCCAUGACGAUUGCCCUCCAGAAUGCUGGCUGGGAAGGAGGCGUCCAUCUCAUCAAUGCAUUCAUUCUCAUCACGUGCUUGUCGGCCGUCAACUCCUCCAUCUACAUCGGCUCACGCACCAUCUUGUACAUGGCGCAGUCCGGCAAGGCACCCAGCUUCAUCGGCUGGACGAAUAAGAGGGGUGUUCCGGUCUGGGCCAUCCUCAUCACCAACGCCGUCGGCGCCAUCUCCAUGAUGAACGUGUCGACCGGCGCCUCCAAGGCGUACCAGUACAUUGUUAACCUUUCGGGUGUAAGCACCUUCCUUGUGUGGGGCAGCAUCAGCUUCAUUCACAUUCGGUUCCGCCGCGCCUGGGCGGCUCAAAACCGGGACGUCAGCGAGAUUCCGUUCAAGAGCCUUUGGUAUCCGUAUAUUGCAUACUUUGGCGUCGCCAUCAACCUUUUCCUGGCGCUGGUCCAAGGGUGGACGACUUUGGCCCCAUUCGACGCCGGGAAUUUCGUUGACGCGUAUAUCCUACUCCCAUUGUUUGCAAUCAUUUACGUGGCGGGCAAACUAUACUGGCGUGGCCGAGACAAGUUCAAGCGCAGUUGGGAGAUUGAUCUGGACAGUGGCAGGAGGACUGAUCUGGAUCAGAAGGGUAUAUUGCCGGAGGACGAAGCGUUCCAAACCAGAAAGGUCCCCUUCUGGAAGAAGAUGUGGAACUCGUUUUAG